This is a messenger RNA of Didymosphaeria variabile, 591 nucleotides long. RefSeq names its product membrane anchor subunit of succinate dehydrogenase, Sdh4 (gene SDH4). Gene Ontology annotation, cellular component: membrane; mitochondrial envelope. Lineage: Eukaryota; Fungi; Ascomycota; Dothideomycetes; Pleosporales; Didymosphaeriaceae. The coding region runs from base 1 to 591 and encodes 196 amino acids. Gene Ontology annotation, biological process: mitochondrial electron transport, succinate to ubiquinone; tricarboxylic acid cycle. Gene Ontology annotation, molecular function: heme binding; ubiquinone binding. The record is from RefSeq and is a predicted model, not a curated record. The transcript has 2 exons.
AUGGCUUCGAUUAUGCGCCCCGGCCUGCUCAGGCAAGGCUUUGCCAGCCCCGCCGCCUCCCAGCGCGUCUUCUCGACCUUCACAAGCUCGACCGCACGACAAUCUUCGCCGCUCAUCCAGCAACUCCGCCCGGCCUUUGCGCGUUCAGCAGUACCCAAGGCGACCAGGAUCGCUGCCUUCCAUGCCACUCAACGCCAGCAGAUCCUGCCCCCGCUGCCCCAGAAGAUUGAGGGAGGUGUCAAUACGGCCGUCCCUAUUCCCAACCCAGACUACACCCACGGAAGCUACCACUGGAGUUUUGAGCGACUCCUCGCCGCUGGUCUUGUCCCACUUACAGUUGCCCCGUUCGCGGCUGGCUCGCUGAACCCUGUUACUGAUUCUAUCCUCUGUGCUUUGCUCGUCCUUCACUCGCACAUUGGUUUUGAGGCCUGCAUCAUCGACUACUUUCCCAAGAAGCGCAUCCCGAAGCUCCGCGCUCUGGCUGACUGGGCCCUUCGCAUCGGUACCGUUGCUCUUGGUGUCGCUCUCUAUUCAUUCGAGACAAAUGACGUCGGUAUCACGGAACUCGUCGCGAGGUUGUGGCACGCUUGA